Messenger RNA from Sitodiplosis mosellana (orange wheat blossom midge), 2370 nucleotides. It is a transcript of the gene Inos, whose product is annotated as inositol-3-phosphate synthase. The transcript has 8 exons. Gene Ontology annotation, biological process: inositol biosynthetic process; phospholipid biosynthetic process. Gene Ontology annotation, molecular function: inositol-3-phosphate synthase activity. The record is from RefSeq and is a predicted model, not a curated record. Lineage: Eukaryota; Metazoa; Arthropoda; Insecta; Diptera; Cecidomyiidae. Gene Ontology annotation, cellular component: cytoplasm. The coding region runs from base 539 to 2149 and encodes 536 amino acids.
UCUGCCACAGUAUAUUCUCUUCGUUUUAUGCACGAAAGACACUCGUCGCUCACUAUUCGGCUUCAAUUCUAUUUCAUCACAAACCAAUUGUAUUGCCGUUGUUGUUUUUUUUUUUUGGUUUUGCCAGCGCAAACAAUUGCUCGUUGUUCCUUAAUUAAAUAAAAACACGUUCGCUCGACUGUCGAAUCAAGUGCAAUAUAUAUACAUACAAUAUUGUAAGAAGUCAAUACAUUGCAACCAACCACAAUCAUAGCUAUUCUCUCACUAUAUCGAACUAUAUAAGUCGGGUGGUUCGACAUUCAGACAGCUUUAAUAUUUGUCGUGAGUCGGCAUCACAUCAUACACAAUAGCGUCGCAAACAUUUGUUUCGUUGAAACAAAAUAAAGAGAGAGAAAAAUAUCCGGCAUUUCUUUAACGAGAUUAUUCAUUUUUCACUUGUCGUGUGCAAAUUUCUGUGAAGGUAGUGUUCAAUUGGUUUUUGAGAUAUUUUUUGUGUUGUUGCAUCGCGUUCUUUGAUUCGAUUUUCUCGGAAGAAAAAAUGGUAGCUGAAUUGAUACACGUGGAUUCACCAAAUGUAUCGUACGAUGGUGAUCAAAUCACCGUUGACUACGAAUAUUCAAUGACAAGUGUGAAAAAAAUCGACAAUCGUUUGGUGGUCACACCAGAAAAUAUAGCGCUAACAAUUGCUACGGAUUGUCAUGUACCGAAAUUGGGUUUGAUGUUGAUCGGCUGGGGUGGUAACAAUGGAUCCACGAUAACCGCUGCCCUCGAAGCAAAUCGCAAAAAAUUGGAAUGGCGCACAAAGGAUGGUAUUCAAAAGGCGAACUGGUUUGGCUCAAUUACACAAGCGUCAACCGUUUUAUUGGGCAGCGAUAGCGAAGGUCAAGAUGUUUAUACACCUAUGAAUCGACUCAUUCCCAUGGUUAAUCCCGAUGAUAUUGUGGUCGACGGCUGGGAUAUUUGUAUCGAUAAUAUUGGCGAUGCAAUGCGCAAAGCCAAAGUACUUGAUGUUGCACUUCAAGAUCAAGUCUAUGAUAAAAUGUCUAAAUUCAAGCCACGACCUUCGAUUUAUGACCCAGACUACAUUGCAGCGAAUCAAUCAUCCCGUGCAAAGAAUGUUCUCACCGGCACUCGCUAUGAGCAGUAUCAAAAGAUCCGUGGCGAUAUUCGUGAUUUCAAGGUAAAAUCGGGCGUUGACAAAGUCCUUGUAUUAUGGACGGCGAAUACGGAACGUUUCUCAACCGUUGAAAAGGGUUUGAAUGAAACGGCCGCCGAAUUGGAGGCUUCAUUGAUUGCAAACCACUCAGAGAUAUCUCCAUCGACAAUUUUCGCUAUGGCCAGUAUUGCCGAGGGUUGCACAUACAUCAAUGGAUCGCCUCAAAAUACAUUCGUACCCGGAGUCGUUGAAUUGGCCGAACUGCAUGGUGUUCACAUUGCUGGCGAUGACUUUAAAUCGGGUCAAACCAAGUUGAAGUCAGUGUUGGUUGAUUUCUUGGUCAGUGCUGGCAUCAAACCCGUUUCCAUUGUAAGCUACAACCACUUGGGCAACAAUGAUGGCAAAAAUCUGUCUUCACCACUACAAUUCCGGUCGAAAGAGAUUUCGAAGAGUAACGUGGUUGACGAUAUGGUUGAGUCGAAUAGUAUUUUGUAUGCAAAAGAUGAGCAUCCAGAUCAUGUGGUCGUUAUCAAGUAUGUACCAUAUGUUGGCGACAGCAAGCGUGCGAUGGACGAAUACACCAGCGAAAUCAUGAUGGGUGGCCAUAAUACACUUGUCAUCCACAAUACCUGUGAAGAUUCCCUCUUGGCAGCACCGCUCAUCCUCGAUCUGGCCAUUCUCGGCGAAUUGUGCUCACGUAUUAAGAUCAAGCGAAAUGAACCGAGCGCAAAGUUCACUUCAUUCCGAUCGGUAUUGUCAAUAUUGAGCUACUUAUGUAAGGCUCCACUUGUUCCAAGCGGUACACCCAUCAUUAACUCAUUGUUUCGUCAACGGUCUGCCAUCGAGAACAUUCUGAGGGCCUGUGUUGGAUUGCCGCCAAACUCACACAUUGCAUUGGAGCAUCGCUUCACCAAUUUGAUAAAUGAACCCGAGCAGCCAGCUGUUAAAAAGGCGAGAACUGGCCCGGCUGUAAUCGCCAACGGAAAGCACUAGAUAACGAAUUAGUCGUUACAAAAAAAAAUCGUCUGCAUCAACUCAAAUCACAAUAAAAAAUGUGUGUGAACUCUUCAAGGAGGGGGAAGUACAAGUCGAUCAACGGUGGCAGAUUGUUCACAUUUCACGGGAUCAUAACAAUUUAUUCGAUGUUGUUUUAGAUGCAUUCAUAAAUUUUUGCUCUCUAAAUAAAUGGAAUUUUUUUUUUUCGGCCAUAAAAA